GUUUAGGGUGCAAGGGGUGUUCUAUGGAUGGCGAAGGAAAAGCUUACUUGGCACUGAUCCCUCCUUUCCAUAUAGACGUAGUUUACGUUAGGCAUCAAAUACUCUGUAAUGUAUCGUAAAUAGUGUAUGCAGAGGAUAGUGGAUGCAUGUUUAAUAAUGCGAUGAGGCCAAUGCACUUUGCAAGACUUGUGCUGCAGAUAGUCCCCGCAGAUCCCACGACCUGUUGCUGAAGCCGGGAGGAGAGAGAAGAGGCGCUUGAGAAGGAUAGUACUGCAUUGGACACGAGAGCCCGUGGUUUCUUCGCUGAGGAAAUCAUGCAGUUUGCAAUCUGGCUGGUUGGACUAAUGUGUCAUCUGUCAGCACUUGUCCGCAACUCCUUGGAAUACCGAUUGCAUCCGAAACAAGAAAGUUUCAUCAAACAGUUGUCGUCCUAUGAAAUUAUCACCCCGCUGCGGAUAAAUGAUUUCGGAGAAUCAUUCCCCCACAAAUUGCACUACAAAAGGAAACGGAGAAGUAUACAUGCAGAUUAUUCGGCUGGUUUACGUGCUCACUACAGAAUUGACGCAUUCGGACAACGCUUUCAUCUCAAUCUAACCGCCGACUCCGGUUUUAUCGCCCCCACAUACACUGUGACACAUUUGGGAGCGGAACACAGCAAAUCAACUGAGUCCCGCCAACAAGACCUCAGCGAUAUGCGUCACUGCUUUUUCCGCGGACAUAUCAACGCCAAGAUUGAAUCUACCGCUGUCUUCAGUCUGUGCACUGGCCUUAUGGGGACUUUUACAACCCAGCAUGGUGAAUACUUCUUAGAGCCCCUGAUGAAGGCGGAGGAGGGGGAGGAGUACGACGAGGAGCACAACAAACCUCACCUCGUCUACAGACAGGACAGGAAGAGGAGAGAGAGUCCUGCCAGUGAGCCCACGCAAGCCUGCUCAGCUUCAGGGGAAGGAUCGGAAAGGCCAGUUGUCAAUUUUCAGAGCAACAGGACUAUGGUAGAAGAGCUGGAUUCCCUGAGAGACCGAAUGGGCAUCCACCACACCGGCUACAAGAUAGACCGCCUCUCCACCACCUCCAACUCCUCAGACCCCCGUCACAGAGCACCGUCCAGGCAGAAGAGGUUCCUCUCGUACCCCCGCUAUGUGGAACUGAUGCUGACUGCUGACGUCAAGAUGGUGCACCACCACGGACACAACCUCGAGCACUACAUCCUAACAAUCAUGUCAGUAGUUGCUGCGGUCUACAGGGACCCUAGUGUAGGAAACCUCAUCAACAUCAUGAUUGUCAAGCUGGUUGUCAUCCACAAUGAACAGGAUGGACCCUCAAUAAAUUUCAAUGCUGCUACUACCCUCCACAACUUCUGUGUCUGGCAACAGACUCAAAAUGUCCAGGAUGACAGUCACCCUUCCCACCAUGACACUGCACUCCUGAUCACCAGGGAAGACAUCUGCCGAGCUAAAGACAAGUGUGAUACAUUGGGGCUGGCGGAGCUGGGGACCAUGUGUGACCCUUACCGGAGCUGCUCCAUCAGCGAAGAGAACGGACUCAGCGCCUCCUUCACCAUCGCUCACGAGCUGGGCCAUGUGUUCAACAUGCCCCAUGAUGACAACCCCAAAUGCAGGGAGGCAGGCAUAAAGCACCAGUUUCACGUCAUGGCGCCCACCCUCAACUACGACACUAGUCCCUGGUCCUGGUCAAAGUGCAGCCGCAAGUACAUCACUGAGUUUCUGGACACAGGGUACGGAGAGUGCCUGUUGGACGAGCCAGUGAGCAGGACGUACGAGCUACCCAACCACCUCCCUGGUCAGAUCUACAAUGCCAACCGACAGUGUGAGCUCAUGUUUGGUCCCGGAUCCAUGGUCUGCCCUUACAUGAAACAGUGCAAGAGGCUCUGGUGUACGAGUGCUGAGGGGGGUCAUAAAGGGUGUCGGACACAGCACAUGCCCUUGGCUGAUGGGACAGACUGUGGACAUGGAAUGUACUGCAGACAUGGGAAGUGUGUGAACAAGGAGCUGGACCUGCGGCCGGUCCAUGGGGAGUGGGGCCCCUGGGGGCACUACAGUGUCUGUUCCAGGACCUGUGGAGGAGGCACCAGGAGUACCUCCAGAGACUGCAACAACCCUGAGCCCCGGAAUGGAGGAAAGUUCUGCGUGGGUCGAAGGAUGAAGUUCCGGUCCUGCAACACUGAGCCGUGUCCCCGAGGACAGAGAGACUUCCGCGAGGAGCAGUGCUCUCAGUUCGACGGCAAGCACUUCAACAUCAACGGUCUACCUCCCACCGUCCGCUGGGUGCCCAAGUACAGCGGUAUUCUAAUGAAGGAUCGGUGCAAGCUCUUCUGUCGGGUUGCCGGGACGAUGGCCUACUAUCAGCUGAAGGAUCGCGUCAUCGACGGCACGCCGUGUGGCCCAGACACCUACGAUAUCUGUGUUCAAGGCCUCUGUCGGCAAGCAGGCUGUGAUCAUGUGUUGAACUCCAAGGCGAAAAAUGACAAAUGUGGAGUGUGUGGAGGGGACAACUCCUCCUGCAAAACCCUUGCUGGGACCUUCAACGAUGCUGAGUAUGGUUACAACACAGUGGUGAGCAUCCCUGCAGGAGCCACCAACAUUGAUAUUAAACAGGUCAGCUACUCUGGGAAGUCAGAGGAUGACAACUACCUCGCUUUAUCUGACAGCCAUUCUAACUUUCUCCUGAAUGGGAACUUUGUGGUGGCCAUGUUCAAAAGGGAAAUCCCCUUCAAGGGAACUGUCAUUGAGUACAGCGGCUCAGACACCAUUGAGGAGCGCAUCAACUGCACUGAACGCAUCGAGGAGGAACUCAUCCUACAGGUCCUGUGUGUGGGGAACCUGUACAACCCAGAUGUGCGCUACUCCUUCAACAUCCCCAUCGGGGAGCACAGGGAACAGUUUGUGUGGGACCCCUCAGGCUCCUGGCUGGAUUGUAGCCGCAUGUGUCAGGGUGAACGACAGCGCAGGACUAUAUGUGUGAGGAAGAGUGACCAUCUGGGGGUUUCUGACCAGCGCUGUGAGCCUCUACCCCGUCCCAACGCUGCCACUGAGCCAUGUAACACUGACUGUGAACUCAGGUGGAAUGUAGCAGGGAGGAGUGAGUGUUCUGCUAAGUGUGGCCCUGGUUACCGGACCAUGGACGUGCAGUGUAUGAGGUACAGCUUGCUGAAGAGGCAGAGUGAGAGGGUGGAGGGGAGGGCCUGUUCUGACCUACCUAAACCCCAGGCCAGGGAGGCCUGCCACGGGGACUGUCUGCUCAAGAGCUGGCAGUACAGCGCCUGGUCCCAGUGUUCUAAGACGUGUGGUCGUGGGGCCCGCACCAGGGACUCUUACUGUAUGAACAAUCUGGGGAGGAGACUGGUGGACAGGGAGUGCAGUGACUACCAGAGGAUGGUCGCGGAGAGCUGCAACGACCAGGCCUGCCCUGACUGGUCAGCCAACGACUGGAGUGAGUGCUUGGUGACGUGUGGGAAGGGGAUGAGGCACAGGCAGGUAUCCUGUAGUGUGGGGGUAGGAGAGGAGAAUCUGAGUGAACAAUUCUGUGACCCCAACACCAAGCCUCUAGCUGUGGGGAGCUGUGAGCUGCCAGAUUGUGCCUCCUGGCAGGUUGGAGUCUGGGGACCGUGUGCAGUGACGUGUGGCCAUGGUUACCAGAUGCGGGCUGUGAGGUGUGUGUCAGGGUUGUAUGGGGACACAGUAGAUGACAUGAAGUGUAACGCAGCAUCCAGACCCAGGGACAGCCAGGACUGUGAGAUGGCACCGUGUCCCUGGGCCUCUCCUCAACACAGCACCGUCCACCCUGACACCUCUGGUCAGCUCCUCACACAGUGGAGAUAUGGCUCCUGGACCACAUGCUCUGUCUCCUGUGGGAAGGGGAAGCGUGCCCGCUAUGUCAGCUGUCGGGACGCCCAGGGUGGAGUGGCAGACGAGUCCUACUGUGCCCAUCUGCCCCGGCCCCCAGAAUCCUCAGCCUGCUUCAGCUCAUGUGGCCAGUGGAGCUCCCGGGAGUGGUCUCCUUGUUCAGUGACGUGUGGUGUGGGCCGGGUCACCAGGCAGGUGGAAUGCAGUAACUACCACCACCGGGUGGAUGAGUCAUUCUGCGACCAGGACGAGAGGCCCAGCACAGAGCACGAGUGUACGGCCACCCCCUGCCCCCCCGAGUACCGACAGAGGCCCAAUGACCAGCCCUACAGCCCUCACAACCCCGCCAGCCACCCAGGCCAUGGCAGUUGGAACAUCCCCUCGGCAGACAACCAGUGGAGGACGGGACCCUGGGGAGGAUGCUCCAGUACGUGUGCAGGGGGCUUCCAGAGGAGGGUGGUAGUGUGUCAGGAUGCGGAGGGUCGCAGCACCAGCCACUGUGACCAGAGGGUCAAACCUGCAGAGUCCAAGAGCUGCGACUCAGGACCCUGCCCUCUGUGGAACUACAGCAUCUGGGGAGAGUGCACCCAGACGUGUGGCGGAGGAAGGAGGACGCGCCAGGUGGUGUGCCAGCGGCCCAAUGGACAGAGACUCAACGACCACAACUGUGACGUCCUGGAUAAGCCUCCUGACAUGGAGCAGUGCAGCCUGCACCUGUGCCCAGGCAGCACAUCCUGGCACCGCCGACCAUGGAAGCCGUGUUCUGUGAGCUGUGGCCGGGGGACCAAGCAGCGGGAGAUAACCUGUGUUUGCCAAAACCAAACCCAAAUAGAGGAAGAGCACUGCAGUCAUCUGUCACGUCCCCGGACACAGAAGGCCUGCCGAGCCCAGGGAUGCCCCAGCUGGAAGGCCAACAGGUGGAGCAAGUGCUCUGCCACCUGUGGAGUAGGGGUCCAGAACAGAGAUGUGUACUGCAGACUGAAGGGUACAGGGAGGGUGAGAGAGGAGCUGUGUGGUUCCCACAACUGUCCGGCCACUGCCCAGCCCUGCCAGGUUACUGAGUGUCUCCAUCACACCUGGGCAGCAGGAGAGUGGCAAGAUUGUAACGCCACCUGUGGAGAAGGUAUGAGGAACAGGAAGGUUCUGUGUGUGGGGGCCGAGCUGACCCCAGUCCAGGACGCCCUCUGUGACCCCUCGUCUUGCCCUGCCCUGCACCAGCCCUGCAGCAGAGCACCCUGCUACCACAUGUGGAUAACAGGAGAGUGGUCACAGUGCUCUGCUAGCUGUGGUGUGGGCUACCAGCAGCGAAUAGUGUCCUGCUCCAUGAAGCCCUCCUCCACCCUGCACCCUUAUGAUGCCCAGUCCUCCGCCCUGUCCCGCCCUCACUGUCCAGAGCCUCCCCCACCUAGCACCAGGCAGUGCCUCCUUUGGGACUGCCCACAAGCUGCCUACUGGAAAGUUGGCCCAUGGAGCAAGUGCUCCCAGACGUGUGGAGCGGGGGUUAUGGAGCGCAGGGUAGAGUGUCUGUUCUCUAAAGGCCAACCGUCCAAACACUGCCGUCCAGCCGAGAGGCCCGAGUCACAGGCCACCUGUCGCGAGAGAGAGUGUCAGUUGUUGACAUCCUGCAGAGAGGUCCAGAUGAUACAGGGGGUGAGGAUGGAUGGAGAGUACUACCUGAAAGUCAAGUCCAGGAUUCUACAGAUCUACUGUGCUGAGAUGCAGACUGAUUUCCCUAAGGAAUAUGUUACGCUGCGGAGUGGUCAGACAGACAACUACUCAGAGGUCUAUGGAUACAGGUUGCUGAAUCCUUUUGAUUGCCCCUACAACGACAGCAGAAGGCAGGACUGUGACUGCAGGAACGAUUACUCUGCAGCGGGAUACACUCUCUUCCAUAAGGUCCGUCUGGACAUCAUCUCACUGAGGAUAAUGACCACAGACCUGAAGUUUUCUCAGACCCUGUUUGGUCGUCCCGUCCCCUUCGCCACAGCAGGAGACUGCUACAGUGCUGCCAAGUGUCCUCAGGGCCAGUUUAGCAUCAACCUCAUAGGGACUGGUCUGAAGGUGGCUGAGGCAACCAAGUGGACCUCACAGGGCAACUAUGUCUCUGUCAAAGUCCACAGAUCAGAGGAUGGGGCAAGAAUCUAUGGUCGCUGUGGUGGGUUCUGUGGGAAGUGCAUUCCCCAGCCUCACAACGGCCUGCUGGUUUAUGUCCAGUGAUGGUCAGGGACCAAACCCCAACCCAACCAUCUCCCAAGGGUCUCCCAGUGGUCUCUCAACGUUCUCCCAACAUCAGACCAGGAAGUGAAACCAGAGCGUCUGGGGAUCCAAUGCACUUAAUUUGUGAAGGUUGCCAUCCCUUUCCUCCCUUCAUCACUAGGGUUUAAUGACAGGAACCUAGUUACCAAGAUUUACUGCCCAAAACCACUCUCUUUUCCCGGGAAAAAUAACUGCGAGAAACCGGUAAAUUAUAAUAAAUUAUUUAUAUCAAUGGAACUGUUAAUUAUAUGCGAUGUCUAAAUCUGGUUUCUCUACGGCCUUCUCUCUGCUCUCUGCAUGAUCAAUCAUCAAUGCUCAUGGUAGGGACAAACAGACCAUCUCAGUAUGGAGUGCAGUUCACAAUGCGUGUAGACCUAUCAUCUCAUCAUAACUUUUUUUCUUGUGAUAGGUAGGCAUACAUAUUCUGCAGCACAGCCUAUUCUACAGUAAUAUAAGGACCGAAUACGCAUCUAAUUUACAUAUCACCAUUGUGCUUUCGGGGGUCAUCAUAUUUUGUAAUUGUAAAGAUUUGUUUUUAUUAUUGCAGCUGCAGAGUUUUAAAACAGCCUAUCACUCGAAUAUCAUUGAUUUAAAUCCAAGCAUGUGCAAACAGUCUCUCUCUCCUUCAAUUCCAUUCCAUUUGCAAAAUGAAUAAUAAUCUUCAAGAUAGAUAUAUAUAGCUAUAAAGGGUCCUUCAGCAGAACCAAUGACUCUGAAGAUGAGCUCCGUCUGUUAUGUCUGACCUCACUAGUGUUUGUAAUUGUAAUGGUAACCAAAUACCUCUGUGCAUUGGAAUAACAAAAGCAGACUGUCAGACAAUCUCACAUAUUCCAGCAUUGUAGAGUCUCGCAUAAAGGGGCACAAUCACAUUUUGGGGCGGGAAGUAGCAACGGAUGCACAGUACAGAGCUACGGGAAAAAUCCUCUCAUGGUUUCUAGAAAGAGCUUACUCAUCUCAUAAGGGUAAAAUGUUCUUAUGGAACUCUGAAAGGAAACAUGAAUUAGUCAUUAUAGAACUGGUACAACUAUUUACGUUUUUAUACAGUCAGCAAGACAACUUUUUGUUGGGUAAAUGGAACAUCUCAAUAAAUAUUUAAAUUGUAUUAACUUAUAGUGUUAUGGAACAAGGGUAAUUAUGAAUUCCUGCAAAAUAAUUCUGAUAAAUUAUGUUUUUGUUGUGAUUAGAUUAGUAAUAACCCCAAAUUAUAUAAAUUAUAUAGCUUAAAAAUGUUACAAAGAUCAAGGAAGGAGAAUUCUCCACAUCAGAAGAUACGUCCAGACAGGGGCGCAACUUUCACUGGGGAUGGGGGGGACAUGUCCCUCCCACAUUCUGAAAUUGCAUUUGGUCUAGUUUUAUCAUUGGAAUGUGAUACAAAACGAGGCAACUGUGUGCUUUAGGACCAUGCAGACGCCUCCGAGUGGUUGGGUAGGCUGUUUGGAGUGUUUAUCCGACAGAAUACAAUUUUAAAAUGAUGUCCCCACCACUUCUAAAACAAAAGUUGCACCAGACAUGGGUUUUUCGGGAAAGAAUCAUUCGCCAAUCAGUUAGCUAGGCUUUGUGUACAACUGUUGUUGUGUAUACUUCUACUAAUGGUCACCCAGACUUGCCUUAUCUCAAACGUCAAAGGUCGUAGGUGAGGAUUCCUGCAUCACAGAUUAAUCCUCACUGUUCUGUUGUGUAAUACUACUGAAAACUCUUCAGAGCCCAAUGACUUACUGACUACUGUCUGACUGACAUGUAAUUAGAAUGAUUUAUCUAGCAGGUCAUAGAGAGACAACCAAAUAGACACUAAAUCAUUGGCGUUGUGACCUGGAAAACAGUUUUUUUAUAUAUAUAUUUAAUUCAUUAAUAUGGUGGCAACUGUUGUCUACAUCAUGUAAGAGGUGUUAAGUCAAGGUCAAGCUCUCAUCUCCAGUCAGUAGCUAGUUUGUCUCAGUACAUUUGUGACAUUGUUUUCCAGAUCAUGUCUCUUCUAGGUCCUAUAAGGUGCAUGUGACCCUACCUCUCACAAUAAUCCAUUCUCAUGAGAAGAAUUUCAUUAUAUUGCAAAAUAUUUACGUUUGAUCAUAUUUAUUCUGUAAUGAUAUGUAAUGAUACAUUAGAAUACUAAUAGCCGAGAAGCCAUUGUUUGGUUUACUGUUUGAUGCUGAAAAGGUAUUACAGAUUGUAGUGUGUGUAAGUAACCACCAACUUGAAAGAGGAUCUUUGAAUGGUGCUUUUAUAACUACUGAAAUGACCUCUAAUCUUGAGAAGGAACAUAAUAGUGGCAUUGGAACUGACAUUAGCUGUAGCACAACCUCGACACCCUUUGAAUGAAUACGUUCGGCCUUCAUGCCUGUAAAUGUAAAUGUACUACUUAUUACAGCAUAAUGCCCAAAAUGCUUUGCAUAAAAUAUCAUGGUCCUCGUAUUAAUGUAGCUGACGACCAAGCUGGAGGGUUGCCACAUAUAUGCUGAACUACAUAAGGAAACCUGCCUGAAGGAACCCUAUCAUCAUUUAGGUGAAAUGAUGUCACUGUGACCACUAUAACUGGGUUUUGGCAACCCUGCCAUGCUGGUACUCCGAUGUUAAGCUUUAACCAAAGUUUCAUAGAUGCAGAAUAUAACUUUUGUCAGAUAAUGCAGCUAGAAAACCUUUGUCUAUCAUUCUUGUUUGAUAGGCAAUUGUACUAUGAUGAGGUCUGUAUCAGAAAUGUUAAGAAUACUUGAUGCACUAUGUGCCAUACAUUUUGUAGAAGGGUAAUCAUGUUUAUUUCUUUUAAAUAACAGUUCAGAUUUGUAACUUAUGAUAGGUGUGUAUUUUUUUAUAUUCAUACUUGAAGUGUAAACUGUGUCUCGACGACAUGGGCAUUGAAUUGAACAAGGUGCUUGUUUGCUAUGUAUUAUCCAAAGAUGUUUUUAAGAAUCAUAUGUACCUACAGUAUGAAAAUGAAUGAUUCUGGUGCUAUGGUCAUUCAUUUUAAUUGUAUCAACAUCGUAGGUUUUGCUACUAUACUAACACUGUAUAAUAAGCAGUAAUUAAAUAUUGUAAUGCUUUUCAAUUGA
Messenger RNA from Oncorhynchus keta (chum salmon), 9163 nucleotides. RefSeq names its product A disintegrin and metalloproteinase with thrombospondin motifs 20-like. The coding region runs from base 315 to 6080 and encodes 1921 amino acids. Lineage: Eukaryota; Metazoa; Chordata; Actinopteri; Salmoniformes; Salmonidae. The transcript is spliced from 38 exons. Gene Ontology annotation, molecular function: zinc ion binding; metalloendopeptidase activity. Gene Ontology annotation, biological process: proteolysis; extracellular matrix organization. The record is from RefSeq and is a predicted model, not a curated record. Gene Ontology annotation, cellular component: extracellular matrix.